AGUCGUCCUGCCGGAGAGAGCAGCGGCGGCGGCGUUCGCGUAGCAUGCGGGUGACGUCAGUGGUGCGUGGCGUCAGCGGGAGCGAGCGAGCGCUAGUGGCGGGGAGGACCAGCGAGCGAGAGUGUCUAUGUGUAUGUGUGUGUGCGUGUGUGUGUGUGAGUGAGGGAGACUAGUGCGUGGCGCUUCCCUGGGAUCCCAGCAGCAGCAGUAGCCUCGCCAUAUUGAUCCCGCAGGGGUGGACCGCGCGCCUCCCUCCGGCGGGAAUGACCUUCCAAGAUGAGCGAUGAGGAGAGAGACAUCGACAUCGAGAGUGAUGAUGACGAGUCGCUUGGAGGUGGUGCACGGGGUGAAUUUCAGUUUGCAUCUCAGGCAGAAAAACGAGCACACCAUAAUGCCCUGGAGAGGAAACGUCGGGACCAUAUUAAAGACUCUUUCUGUUCUCUGAGGGACUCUGUUCCCUCCCUGCAGGGAGAAAAGAAUUUGCAGGCAAGUCGUGCACAAAUUUUGAAGAAAGCGGCCGACUACAUAGAAUUCAUGAGACGGAAGAACUCUGCCCACCAACAAGACAUCGAUGAUCUAAAGAAGCAGAACAAUCUACUGGAAAACCAAAUUCGAUCCCUGGAGAAGACAAAAUACACUGGCAACUUUGCAGCCAUGACGAGCAAUAAUGCGCUGCUCAACAGCAAGGCCGGUUCUCUCAUGGAAUUUGAUGGUUCAGGCUCAGAUACCUCUGACUCGGAAACGUCAAACAGUGUGCGUCGCAAGAAGCUAAAAACUUAGCCUACAUUUUUUGUGUGUUGCCAAGAAGAAAUACUUACUGUUUACAGUGCCCAUUGAUGAUAAGCAAUACUUCAUUACAGUUUUUUCUUUAUACCUCAAUUACAAAUCAGCAGAUUUUCUGUGUGGGCACAAAACUUUGAGUAGGCCUUUCUGUUUGCAGGUGGGGCAGUGUAUGUCUCAAAUAGUUGUACAAAUUAACUAAGGCCAUAGUGACAAGAUAUUCUGUCUGUCUUUUGUUCCCUUCUCCCCCUCCCUCCUGCAAAAUACUGGCACACACUAAUAUCAUGCUCAUGUAAUGACCACUCGGACUUUAACUGGUUAAAUCUGAAAUUUUUAGGAACCUUGAUCCCAGGUUUUGUUUAAUUUGACUGAAGUUUAUUAUUACUGUGGUAAUGAAAGACAACUAUGCAUUGUAAAAUUAUUAUUAGCCAGUGACUGCCAGCACUAAAGCCAACAUAGUGAGUUGUGUUAGAGAGCUCAUGAGCCUUGUUCAUGUUAGGACAACUCGCUCAAUAAUUGUUUCUGAGCAACCCAUUUGGAAAUUGAUUUUUAAGCCAAAAAUUAAGGUUAUUUAUUUUUAACAUAUAUUGUCUAAAUAAUAAUUUUGUUGAAUGAAAAACCAGGUAAUGCAUUUCUACCAACUGAGCUUGGUAUGUCCCACUGUUUAAUUAAUGACGGAAUUUAUAAUUCAUAUUAUAAGCAUACAAUGAAGUUGUCUUGAUUCUGAGGCACAUGUUGUACACACGACAGCUGCUUGUUGCUCGGCAUGUCAUAUAAAUAAAUUAUUUAUAUUGUUUUUAUAAUACAAUAAUACUCUGAAGAGGAUAGGUGCCGUCAGUAUUGCCACGAUAGUGUGUAACCUCGUCUAGUGGAAGUUGACCCCAACCAUCCCACCUUGAGGUUAUUGCAGUUGUUUAACAAUUUUGCAUCACUAUUUGGUGAACUUCAUCCUCCUUAGUGUGGCGGACUGCAGAAAAUUGCUAGUGAUGACUUUUAGUCAUACAGAGUAAGUAUACAUAGCUUUCUAAAAAAAAGAGUGAAUGAUGUCUAGAACAUUAUUUGAAGAUUGUUUUACCAAUCCAUGAAUUUCUUAAUCAAAUGCAGACCUCUUGUAUUUUAACACCUAAGUUAAAUUGCUGAAUAAUCUCAUGGUGAGUAGCAGUUGUUUAGGUAGAGAAGGUUGGUACUGGGUUAAGGAACAAAAGAAUGUAGAUGUAUUCAUGUAAAAGUUUUUUGUUAAUUUCUUGAUUACACACAUUUCCAAACAGAAGAUUUAUAUAUUUAUGUACAGUAUUAAAGCUCGAAAAAAUAAGAUAUUGAUGUUCUG
This is a messenger RNA of Procambarus clarkii (red swamp crayfish), 2107 nucleotides long. RefSeq names its product MYC associated factor X (gene Max). Lineage: Eukaryota; Metazoa; Arthropoda; Malacostraca; Decapoda; Cambaridae. The record is from RefSeq and is a predicted model, not a curated record. Gene Ontology annotation, molecular function: protein dimerization activity; DNA-binding transcription factor activity. Gene Ontology annotation, cellular component: RNA polymerase II transcription regulator complex. Gene Ontology annotation, biological process: positive regulation of transcription by RNA polymerase II.